Molecule: messenger RNA, 448 nt
Organism: Paramecium octaurelia
Lineage: Eukaryota; Ciliophora; Oligohymenophorea; Peniculida; Parameciidae
Source: the annotation of a GenBank genome assembly
AUGAUUUCCACAAAUAAGAUUUUAUAUCUCUUCAAUUAGAUUAAUUACUUAGGUUCUGCAAUAUAAUUCAAGGAAAACUAGCAAUGCAUUCAAGCUCAAUCAAAAUUAUCUGCUAAAUUCUAUCCUGCAAAUUCAAUAAUAAAAGUUUUAUUCAUCAAUACAGAAAUAACUAAUAAUAAUUGCAAUUAUGUUUACUUUUACAGUUAGUGCAAUUAUUAAGGGACAAAUUAUUAAAUCUAGCAAGGUAACUAAUUAGAUAGGUCCAAUAAAAUUUCUUUCGAAAUUAAGUCAAUUAAAAUUUGUCCAAAUGUAAUUGUAAAAUUGAGAGGUCCAACCUAUUUUGGAGGUAAUGACUAAGUAUUUAGCUCCUCAUAAAUAAGUUUGCAGAGCUACUAAGUAUGAAUUGAUUAUAAUAAUUUAGUUUCCGUCCUACAGAGCUCCAAGUUGA